Messenger RNA from Gallus gallus (chicken), 6365 nucleotides. RefSeq names its product translation initiation factor IF-2-like. Lineage: Eukaryota; Metazoa; Chordata; Aves; Galliformes; Phasianidae. Bases 1 to 1251 code for a protein of 416 amino acids. The transcript has 4 exons. The record is from RefSeq and is a predicted model, not a curated record.
AUGGGAACUUCUCCGGAACGAGUAACCACGCUGAGUUCUGAACGCGGCACCGAAGAGAUGAGGACUUUACAACGGACGCUCCGCGCCCCCCACGCGAAGCGGAGCUGCGGGGGAACGGGCGCUGCCCGCCCACCGCCCACCGCUCCCUCUCCCCGAGCCCACACCGCCUCCCGCCGACCGCGGGGGUCGGGCCCGGAGCUGCCCCAGGCGGAGCCCCCACGCCCGGUUCCGGCCGCGUCCCGCAGCGAACUCCGCCGGGCGGCCCGCUCGGCCCCGGGGCUUCUCGUCCGUUCCUCCCGGCUACCACGCGGCGGAGGGAGGGAAGGGAGCGGGGAGGGGGGCCGGGGUGAAAGCGGGCGGUGCCGAAGGUGCAGCCGGCACCGAGGGAACAAAGGCGGCGGGAACAAAGAGCGGCAGGUAGCGCCGCGGAGCGCGGCGGGGCAGGGGGCCGCUGCCCGCACAAAGGCGAGGCCGGGCCGCGCCGCGCCGAACUUCUGGCCGGGCGGGUCCCGGCGGGGCGCACUCACCGCGGGAGCGGUCCGGACAUCGGCGGCGGCGGCAGCGGCGGCGGCAACGAGCGCGGGCGGCGGUAGUGAGCGCGGGCGGGAGGAGGGACCAGCACCGGCCGCUCCCCGCCCCGGCCGCUGCGAGCGCGCCCCCCGCCCGCGGGCGGCAAGGCGGAGAGGCCGCAGCCCUCACGGCACGGCACGGCCCGCGCCCCGCCUCCGCCUCCCCCCGCGGGGCUGCCCGCGGCGCCGCCUGGGAGCCGCUCCCGGCUGCUUUCGCUCGUUGUCCGGCGCUCCCGGCCGGAAUGCCGCGGUUUUCCCUUCAGUGCCGCGCACAGUUCCGCGCAGGGCCACCUUCCCUCCGCGGGUCCCAAGCAGGGCGGCGGCAGCUGGCAUUGACCGGGCAGUGCCCAGGGGUGAAUGGGACCGACUGUGUGGGCACACCAACUUCAAGGGUUUUCAGAACUUCGGCGGAGGACACAGUCCUCCAGCUAGGAACUGCUGCAGACCUGACAGGUGUAUGGGAGGCUCGCAAGCAGCUGCUGUGGGUCAGCCUUCAUGGAAGAUUAUAGCUGGAAGCUGUGCAGCCAGGGCUCGACCAGCAAUAGUGAAGAAAAGACUGAAGACACCUACAAAUCAGUGCCAGAGCCCUAUAGCAGCCACCGGGAGCCUGCACCACACACCUGUAUCUUCCCAUACAGUCUUAUUCAAGGUGCCAGACUCAUAUGGAGACAGCCCAGGUUAGUCUCGUGAGGACAGCGAUCUGAACUGAACAGAGCUCAUGUGUUCCACUUAUGACACAGCCCCUGUGCAUGAAUAAAGUUUUCCAGCUUACAUUUUCCCACCUUUGUUAGGCAAGAGGCACAACUUCAGGUUCCAGCCAGAAAACGAGAAAGUAACUGCUGAGCACCCUUAGUGUCAGCUAAGUGGAGUUUCUCAAAUCCUGGGUUUCUGUUGAGGUACCACCAACCUGCCCACAUCCUGCUUCAGGUAUUAAGUGCCUUUUUGGAUCCUCCUUUGGAAUGCCUUGCAUUCUUGCUGAUCCUUGGGACUUAGCAGGCAGCUUUAGAAGCCUGUUAGACUGAUCAUCAGACCUUGACCUGAUCUUAUCAGUAAACUCAGGCAAGGUUUUGGAAUCAGAAUCCCUUUAUCUUAAACCCUAAAGUUUAUUCAUUUUGUCAUUAAGUUAGUUUAAUAGAAGAAAAAAGAAAUGUGUCUUUUAUCUUUAGCCGUUCACAGCUGCAGCUCCUGUACUGCAGUGUAUUUGCAAGAGGGCUAUAAGCAGCCUGCCACCAAGACUACACUGAUCCUAUCAGCUUUACCCUCACCCCCCAGGGCUGGCUGGUGUCUUGGAGCACCCUGCACCCCAGCAGCAGUGUGGUGUCUCAGUUUCAGCAGAGAAGUUGGGUAAGAGAAACCUGUCAAGAAACAAGAUUGAGUAAUUUCAAUCACCACCUUCAAAAAUCUGUGCCCUUGGGCCCUGGCCAGCUGUCCUCUCUGACAACAUCUUUACUGCCAACUUUACUCACAGGGACACGAAUGUAAAUCUAGUGUGAGAAGAGGAUUAAUCCCAUUCUGCUUUUUAUGGCCUAUGAAGUGUGUGCUGCCCUGCUGUUGCUACACAGUGGUAAAUAAUACAGAAAAAGGGGAUUCAGGCUGCUAUUGCAUAUUUAAAAUUUGUAAGGAAAAACAAGUAAUCCUAGAAACUACCAACCAGUGCAGUGUAUGUGCAUACAAGGUUUCUUUUAAGUCAGAAGUUAAGAGCCUGUACCUUGCCAGAUGCUGGUUGAGGUACAUUACUUUUCUCCUGCAAAAUAAGAUUAGCAACACUAAUUUUCCAUGCAUCCAAGUCUGGGAUUUUGUCUGCAAGGAGAUUAAAGCCCAGGCAAACGUGGGUCUGCCUGGAUACUGCCCUGCUCCGUGCACAGCUCUCAUUUGGGAUGAGAUCUGUGCUAUUUAGGAACCCCACUAAAAUGAUUAUUUCUUCACUGAUGACUCAGUUGGCUGAGAUCUGCAAGAAGAAUGGAGGGAAUUAGAUGCCUAAUUUCCUAAAUUUCAGUAGAAUGUGUGUUCCUGAUUCCUUUAGGCUGAUGUUUUCAUACAUAUAAAAAGACUGAAGAAGGUUCUUUUAUUAUAACAUUUAGGAUUGGAUUUCAGGCAGUACCUUUUGAUUCCAGGUUUCUAUAAUCUCAUAGCAGGACCUCAAUGCAAAUACUACUAGUUGUUAGGACUACUAAUAGUGUAACUGCACAGACUUGUCAGCAGAAAAGCAGCUGAGUUAAGUAAGUGUUCAAUUAAAGAUGCAGAACGAUGAGUAUUUAUGCAUGUCUGAAAAGCAGACGAUAUUGAUAAUGAACCCCGGGGCAGGAAAUAUAAAUAAUCUACUACCUUUAAUUCAUUACCUUUAUUAUUUUCUGAUUUAUACUGUUUUAUAGCUCAAAAGCCUCAUUCAGUCCUUACUUCCGCAAAGCUGCCAUUGCGUAUAGCGUAACAUUUGCUGAUAUACAGAGGAUAUGUAGGCAUUUGCCAAAGUGGAAAUCCAUCUUCCCAGUGGAUGUCGAUGUGCCUUCUACCUCUUUGCUUCAUUUCUCAGUCCUCACAGCUCCAAUUUUGCUCAGAGCAGACAGAAAAUGGGGACGUGGAGGACAGACCGCAGUGAUCCCCUGUUUUGGUAGGUAGUGCUGUUCGUGUUGGCAUCGUGGAUAUAUUUAGUAAACUGUCAUCUGUUAUAAUUGAUGUGGGGCAGCUCUGAUGUUUUGAUAAGCACUGACUGGGAGCAUCACACGGAGUCUUUAAAUUGCUCCUUCAUUUACACACCCGUCUAUUUUGAAAGCAGCUUUAGGGGCUGUGUCCUCUCCCUUAAGUCCACUGCGAGGUUCCCAAGCUACUGAACCUUCUGCAGCAGUGCAGGAAGCCUCCAGCUCCUGAGUAAAUGGCUCUGUAUUGACUGCUAAAUAGUUUUCAUGAAACCAAGUGGAAUGUGUGCUAAAAAAGAGGCUAUUGCAUUUUCUGACUGUGUCAGGCUCACCCUGUGGCAUGGCCCAGUCCGCCUGGCAGUGUCAUCUUCCCCAUGACAAACCCAGCUAUUCUUGGCUGCUGAGGCCCUAUUACCAGGCAUGAGGGAAUUACUGCACCACCAAAGCUCUGCUUCACAGAGGGCACUGGCCAGCACUGUGCCAGCACCCACCACGUGCCUGUUUUCUCCAUCUAUUUUUCCACACAGCUUUGGGAUCCUUGUGAAGGACCACACAGCCCUGCUCCCCACAGUUCUCCUCCCACCCCCCAGAUGCAGAUCAUGCCCCAGCUUUGGUCACCAUCUCCUCAGUCUCUGGCUCUUGUUCUGCAGAAAUUAGUAUUUUUACUGAAUUUCAAUUUCUGCAGAAUAUCUACUGAUGCACAGGCCAGCAAAGUGCUGUGUUAUUUAUCACACGUACUGCUGGUGUUGGAAAAAGCAAGCUCAAAAAAGCACACCUUGCAGGCACGAGGGAAACUUCUUGAUGAUCGUAGUUCUGGAAUGUAUUAUUAUGAGGGUUUGUAGUGUUGAGUGUGUCAUUUGGGGUGCCUGUGCCCACUGCUGCUGGAGGUGGGCAGAGGUGAGACAAGGCCCAGCCUCAGCUGGUCGAAGCCAUGUCUGGGUUUCUCUGGGGUCUGGUGGAUGGGGGCAAAAUGGUCCCAGUGGAUGGUCAGAGCAAGAGGACAGAGGAGUUCCCAGCAGAGAAGAAGCUCAUACAGAUGAGAAGCAGCAUCUGAAAAAGGGAGGAAAAAUAGGCAUGAAGAGCAACAAAAUCCUGACAGGAAUGUGGCUCUGAUAGAGGGUGGUUAACACAAGACCUCGCUGCUGCUUCUUCCCCAACUCCAGCCAGGUGGUUUUCACCUCUUCAGCACUGGACCGGCAUUUUUGGGAUUCAUAUAUCCCGGCCUAAAUGAGCCAAUGCAUCUGAAAAAUAGCCCUGAGGAAGGCAUGUGUGUGGUUUUCUGUUGGGUGACCAGAUUCAGUGCAUGGGACCACAGCUGACAGGUCAGAAAGGGGGGGAGCAGGGCUGCAGCUCGUGGCAGCUCUGCCCAUACAGGCGAGUGUGAGCCACUUCUGUAUCUAAGCCAGGCAGCCACAGAGAUGGGAUCCCAUGCUGAACCAUCACAGCUGUGCCACAUAGAAUCAUAGAAUAGCUCAGGUUGGAAAGGAACUUAAAGAUCAUCAAGUCCAACCACCCUACAUCGGAUCUAGUGGUGGGAGGCCCCACAGUGGGUCAUGUCAACCAGCAAACACAACAGAAGACUGCUGUUCGUGGAGGUACUUUUUGGGAUGCUUUCUGAUCAACCUGAUCUGCUUUACUGAACUAAUUAAUCACAUGGUCACAUCGUCACAAGGUGUAAUGUGUGUUGUUUUAUGCUGUGUCUAAGCACAUCUGCCUGCUUGCAGCUCCCUUUUCCCUCCCCAUGGCACAUGUGGCUGUGCACAACUCAUUGACCGCACUCAGGGAGAUAAAGUAACCAACAGCUCCUUGCAAAGAGUAACAUCAGCUUCUGGCUUGGCUGGUUUAGCUCCCUGACUCAAAGUGGGAUUCAGAGCUGGAUUCAUCAGUGGUUCAAUGAGCUGAACUGUACCCCAAAGCCAUCCCUGCAGUGUGGCCAGGCUCAGGUGGAGCAGAGUGGGACCACAGCAAGGCCUGCAGUGCCAGCCAGUAGGAGAACAGCAGUGAUGAUGACCAGACGUGCAAUGAAUCAGAUGUGUCACCUGCCUGGGAUGAGAAGCCAGGUCAAGGUUUCAUCAGGUGAUACAAAAAAGGCUGCAGGCAGACAUGAAUAAGCACACUGUGUUUCUAUAAACAUUACUUGAUAUAAGAAGACAUCUCAUUAUGAAGCUUGACGCUUGCUUCUCUAAGCAAAGGAAUGCUGGAUGUGGGGCAGCAUGUGCUCGUUGAAGCAAUGAGAUUGCUCAGCUGUGAGUGUCCCUGAGAAAGCCCUGGGUGACACAGAGAUUCUUUUAUUGCUCUGCUACCACGGACCAAAACAAAAUGCAAAUAUCUCUCCAGUUCAAAAUAUUACUCCAUGCUGUUUUAAUAACAAAGUUCACUGCAUAAUUUGGCUCUAUGCUUCUUAUUCACUUUCGGUGAGUCCAAAAGUAAAUUGGGAAAGGGGUGAAAGGCUAGAAGUGCAAAGAUAAGUUGCUUACAGCUGAUGUUUAUUUCAUGCCAUUAAACCUUCAUUUUCAGUGCCAGUAAUCCUUCAUUGUGAUGACAACUUCAAAGAUUGCUUGUAAUUAUAUUUUAAUGAAAAAGCUGAAUCCAGAGGUGUAGAUGCAAAAGAGCAAUUGCCUACUGUGCGUUGUGUUUAGAAGGGACAAUUAACUGCGCAUUCCAGGGAUGGAUUGAAAGGAUGGAUUUUAACGGUGACGGAGUUUAACCAUCAGGAAAAGCUUGGCUUAAAGGAACUGGCUGCUAUUUUAAUUUCCUUUUUACAAUGGGUCCUUACUGUUAUUUCAGUUGUUAAAGAAGGAUUGAUCUCAGUGACAGCCAGAAUUAAUGAGGUGUGACUAACCAGGAGGGCACCUGUAACCUCUACUUGUUCAAAGGAGUCUGUAUCUAAUAUGCAUUUAUUCAGACUCCUAAUUAUCUCUUUAAUACAACUAUUAGAAGUGAUGAAUGAUUUUUUUUUCUUACUAUGUUAAAAAAAAAAAGGUUAUUUUUCAUAUAGAUCAGACAGGAUGGAGGUCAGUUUACAAUUAGAAAUGAGGAAUCAUUUGCUUUAAAAUGUGUUUUUACUGUAUCUUAAAUGUCCUGAAUACAUAUAGGGAAAGAGCUGACACUUCUAAAAUAUUAAAACAGACUGAUUUUUUAAAUAAAAUAACAUUUUCUGUGA